This is a messenger RNA of Scomber japonicus (chub mackerel), 419 nucleotides long. Its product is annotated as small integral membrane protein 4. The transcript has 2 exons. The record is from RefSeq and is a predicted model, not a curated record. The coding region runs from base 127 to 372 and encodes 81 amino acids. Lineage: Eukaryota; Metazoa; Chordata; Actinopteri; Scombriformes; Scombridae.
AAAGGACAAGUAAAAAAUGUCAACGCUUGUGUAAUAUUGUUGAAAUAGCCGUUCUCAAGAGUCUCCCGGUGGCAUUGUAGAGAGCCCGUCGACGACAUUUAACCUUAUAAAAGUCCCUCAUCCAGAAUGUUUCAGAGGAGUCAAAACUUGAGAUUUUUGCUGAGCCUUGUGCCGGGUAAACGUCAUUUUGGGACGUACAGGUUUCUACCUAUCUUCUUUUGCAUCGGAGGUGUCAUGGAGUGGAUCAUGAUCAACGUGAGGAUAGGACCAGAAAGUUUCUAUGAUGUCUACAGAAGAAAGCGGUCAGAGCGGGAGUACCAGCAGAAGUUAGCAGACGGUUUGAUCGUUCUUAACGAGCCUGCAGCCAAGUGAUCGGUGGUCUGAUUCGAUGUGGACUCCACGUGUUUCGUCUAAGGACA